AUGGAGCUGAGGGUCGGAAACAAGUACCGUCUCGGGAGGAAGAUUGGGAGUGGAUCCUUCGGAGACAUUUACCUCGGUUCUAACAUUGCGACAGGAGAAGAAGUGGCCAUCAAGCUGGAAUGCGUGAAGACCAAACAUCCACAGCUCCAUAUCGAGAGCAAAUUCUACAAGAUGAUGCAGGGUGGAGUGGGAAUCCCAUCCAUUAAGUGGUGCGGAGCCGAAGGCGACUACAAUGUUAUGGUGAUGGAGCUGUUGGGCCCCAGUCUGGAGGACCUGUUCAACUUCUGCUCCCGUAAAUUCAGCCUGAAAACCGUCCUGCUGCUGGCUGACCAGAUGAUCAGCAGAAUUGAAUACAUCCACUCCAAGAACUUUAUCCACAGGGAUGUGAAGCCCGAUAACUUCCUGAUGGGCCUUGGCAAGAAGGGCAACCUGGUCUACAUCAUUGACUUCGGUCUUGCAAAGAAGUACCGCGAUGCCCGGACACACCAGCACAUCCCCUACCGUGAGAAUAAGAACCUGACUGGAACCGCCCGCUACGCUUCCAUCAACACCCACUUGGGUAUCGAACAGUCCAGGCGAGAUGACCUGGAGUCUUUGGGCUACGUCCUCAUGUAUUUCAACCUAGGCUCUCUGCCCUGGCAAGGGCUCAAGGCCGCCACCAAGAGGCAGAAGUACGAACGCAUCAGUGAGAAGAAAAUGUCGACCCCUAUUGAAGUUCUCUGCAAGGGAUACCCAUCUGAGUUCUCCACCUACCUGAACUUCUGCCGUUCCCUGAGGUUUGACGACAAACCCGACUACUCGUAUCUGAGGCAGCUCUUCAGGAACCUCUUCCACAGACAAGGCUUCUCCUACGACUACGUCUUUGACUGGAACAUGCUGAAGUUUGGGGCCAGCAGAACAACAGAGGAAGGAGAGAGGGAGAGGAGGGAGGGAAAAGAGGGGGAGGAGCGAGCAGGAGGAGGCCAAAGAGGAGCCGGAGGUCGAGCUUUGCCACCUGGUCCAAAUCCUUCAGCGGCCAAUAGGGUCCGGAAUGAAACAGAUGCUGCUCCCUCAAACCCAGCUGCUCGUGGAGUACAGCAGUCAGGUAACCGCUCCCCUCAGGCUGGGAGAGCCGAGCGUGCUGAGCGAGAGAGGAAGGUCGCCAUGAGGCUUCACCGUGGGGCCCCCGCCAACGUGUCCUCCUCUGACCUAACAGCACGCCUCGACCAAUCACGCAUCACCGCAUCACAGGUCAGUGUGCCGUUUGAACAUCUGGCAAAGUGACUUCCUCCUGUCUGGAUUUCAGGUCAGCAGCAGUUGCAGGGUAUCAAAUACUGCUUACUUUUAAAAUGGAUGAAUGAAAACAUGAAUGCAUGGAGGAGGAGGAGGAGGAGAAGGAGGAGGAGAACCUCGCCGGCCUUUAAAAGGACGAUUGAAGACGUCUGUGUGUCUGUCCAUAUGCUGUGUGAACACUGGAGGAGCCAAAGGAAUGCCGGAAUAUUGGAACCCACUGGGUCCGCCUCUGGAACUGGUUGGUUCUACUUUUAGCGUGCAGCUGGAGAAAGGGGGCCUCCAAACCCCUAAUUCAGUCACAUCCACCCGUUUGUCCACUCACAGGUUCAACUUGCAAAAAAAAAAAAAAAAAAAAAAAAAAAAAGAUAAAAAUGCACAAAAUGGACUCGGUUCUUUUGUGGUUUACAUGUGUCACAGUCAACUUUAACUACCAACCUGCUAACCUGCUGCUUACGGCCUCUGAAAACAAAUAUAAAUACAAAGAAGUCAAGGAGGCGUCGCAGGAGGUGGAGCAAAACUACAACCUUCAAGAUGGAAUGAUUGGAAAAGGACCAAGGAGGAGAAGAUGAAGGAAUGUGAAAGUCUGCAGGGAAUUUGUGGAUAAAAGCAAAGCUGCUUUCUGUCAAUAAAUGUCUGUGUAUGUUAUUAUC
Messenger RNA from Thalassophryne amazonica, 1922 nucleotides. It is a transcript of the gene csnk1e, whose product is annotated as casein kinase 1, epsilon. Gene Ontology annotation, biological process: peptidyl-serine phosphorylation; signal transduction; endocytosis. The record is from RefSeq and is a predicted model, not a curated record. Lineage: Eukaryota; Metazoa; Chordata; Actinopteri; Batrachoidiformes; Batrachoididae. The coding region runs from base 1 to 1263 and encodes 420 amino acids. Gene Ontology annotation, molecular function: ATP binding; protein serine/threonine kinase activity. The transcript is spliced from 10 exons. Gene Ontology annotation, cellular component: cytoplasm; nucleus.